AAUUUCAAAAGAGAUAUAUAUUAAUUAGCCGAAAAGAGGUAUUAUUUCACUUAGAGAAUCUGUUCUGAAAGAAAAUGAGAAAUAUAUGUUAGUAAAAGACAAUCUAAUGAGUCUUUCAGGUAAUCCAUAUUCAUCCGCUGUGAGUUCCUGUCUCACGCGCAGUGGAGGGAGCGGAACCCGGAUGGAACGGUCAUGGCUGCCGUCAGCGACCUGCCAGUCUAAAGAGAAAAGAGAGGAAAUUUUAUUCUAAAGCAUGGAGGUUGAACUGACAUCAUCAGAUGAUCCCCCUAAAAGCCAUGACCAGAGCCAGGAUGAUGACACCUCACUGGACCACCUCACUUUGCCUCUUGAGUUGGCACAUCAGCCUUCAGAGACAGCCUCUUGCAAUGAGCAUUGUGACCAAGAUGAAGCACCCCCUGAGGAGUCAGGCACUGAUAAUCUCAACACACAUGGCAAAGCUUCUGGAAAGUCUCCAUGUAAGAUACUGCAGGGUGCAAUCUUCUCUGGAAAAAUACUGAGCUUUUGUUGUUCUGAAUGCAAAGACGACACCACUUACAGCCCUAACGACUUGCUUAAGCAUUUUCAAGGAGUUCACAAGGGGACCCUUCCAACAUAUCCUUGUGAUCUGUGCUCAUUUGUCACCAAUGAAUUCUCUGCACUCCAGCGACAUCGCAUUGGACAUCGAAACACUUUGGUCACAUGCGAGAUCUGCAAUGAUGGGGUGCAGUAUUCUCUUCUUUUGCUAACAAGGCACUUUACAGCAUGCCACAGUCAUAAUGGACAUUUUCGCUGUAAAAAGUGUGAGUUUUCAACCAGAGAUGCUGGAACCUUCGUUCAACACAUUCAUCAUCACAAUGAACGUAAUCAAAAAUGUCCAAAUGUUAGCCCCACACAAGGGGAGCUUCAAAGGCACAACCUGGUGCAUUCAGGGAUUUUUCCAUUCUCUUGUCAGAUAUGUGGCUAUAGUGCAGCUCGCAGAGAGUACCUGAACAAGCAUCUUACUGUGGCACAUAGUGAAGAGCUGGAUAGAGCAAUCAAACGGAAAGCAAUUGAGGACAAUACUGGAGUUAAUUCACCUGGACUGAAAAUGUUGCUUAAAAAGUCUUCUCCAGUUGGAGGAUCCAGAGAAAUGCAGUGGAUGUCAAAACUUAACUCUCUUCCUGCCGUAGGACUGCUUGAUCACAACGGCAGGUUGUUUAAUCCUGAAAAAACCUUGGAGGAGACCCAGCACUACCUCGAAAGAGCUGUUGGGGUUAAAAAAGAUAGUCAUAAAUGGUCAAAGUCUCCCCUAAAGACUGAGCCACAGUGUCUGCACCCCAUUCCAGCAACAACACUUCAACCAAAGUUACAAGAGCAAGAGAUUAGUCCUGGAAGUGGACUUCUGAAUCCCACCAACAGUAAUGGACUGACCGUUCUUAUGGUAAAAAAUAAAAUUUCCAUUCCUCCUAACUGCACCACUAAAGUCAUGGGCUUUAAGAUGGUAGAUGGUAAAAAGCAUUUAGUUCUUAAAGUCAUACCAACAAAACAAGAGGACUCCACUGACAAUGAGGUCUCUGAUUCACAAAGUGGUGAGGAUGAAGAUAAAACCAGAAGCUCCUCAUCUUCACCAAGUGUAGGGUGUCUCAAUGUAGAGUCUGGAGAAUCAAAUGAGACUGGUGUUAAAAACUAUGUGAAAUCUUCAAUUAAAGAGGAGUCAAAGGAAGUUGAAAAUCUCACUGGCAACCAGCCCUCCUUGAUAGAGGAGCAUGCAGUUAGCUUCGAGAGGGCAUGGAAAAUAGGGCAAGUUUAUAAUGAGGAUGCCGGAAUCACCGACAAUGUCUCUCCUUCAGCUUCACAUAACGUUGACUUACCAUCUUCAACAUUACAAAAUUCAUCCCCAUCCCAGUGUCCGAGUAGUCAGUCCAAUGGUAGGUCAUCACCUAAUGAGAUAUCUUUGCUCUGUGAAAGAAGCUCCAAUGAGGACGUCAAGCCAGCAAAUCCAUCCGUCACAAUUCCUGUUUCAGCUUCAGAGCUUUCCACAGCUAUUUCAGAGACCACACUUUCUGAAUCUCCCAUGGCCGAAACAGAAUCAUCUAAAGACCAGACGACAGUGUUGUCUUCAUUUAUCGAUGGACUCCCAGUACCAGACUCUCCACUUUCCCAUGCAAAUUCAAUCCCUGAAAUGACUGUAGUUGACGCGAAUCAAAGCGCAAAUAUCCUGCAAUCUAAACGUCCAUCUAAAACAAUUGUAGAGGAAUCCCUUAUACAGAAAGCUACAUUAGAAAACAAUAAAUGCUUCAGAAAUGUUUUCUCUUUAGGUUGUAAACCAUGUGAGAAUAAAACCAGACAAAGCUACCCUACUGAAAGUCCCGUGGUCCCUGAUUCAGUGGCUGAAGAAGAGAAUGAUUCUGAUAAAGUUGAGACAUUAUCUGAGACAACUGCAAUUAAAGCCUUGUCCUCUAAAACAGUGUUAGAAGAGAGCUCUCAGUUUCUCCCAAAUGUUAGCGCUGCUCCUAAUGCAAGUAAGACCUCAGCCUCGGAUAGUGUAGUUGUAAAUUGCAAUUCCCCUAAAAUAACUACAAAUGAAAACAUAGAGUCAAACUCUAGUUCACAAAAUAAAAUUAGUACAGGUGAAUUGACUGAUGCCAAAGAAUAUUGCGCAGAGGUUGAAAAUAACUCCCUCAGUUCCUCGAGUCAAGAAGUCUUUAGUUUUCACAAUUAUUCUAAAGAUACCUCAGGCAGCUCACCUGAUUCCCUCCAGCCUGAGGAAGAUUCAACAGAGGGGAUGGAGGAAGAGGAAUGUGAGGAAGAUUUUGGAGACUGGAGCUUAACUUUGCCUGCAUCUCCUCCAUUUCCAGCAGAACAAUCCGAAGAAGAUUUACAAGGUUACAAACAGACAGGGGCAAAUGAUGAUGGUGGAGAAAAUGCAUUAGAACGAGUGUCAGAUAGUGAUAUUGAGGUUGAUGAGUGUAUAGCUACUUUUGACGAUUCAGUCGUUCCGGUGCUUCCAGAUAGCAUGCAAGAAACAGCUUGCUCAUCGAUGUCAGAGAAGAAACCGGACGAUAGGGCACCAGCAAGUUUGAAGAAUGCCACUGUUUUGGGCAAAAUACUUGAAAAGCACUCGGAUGCCAUCAUUAGCCAGCAACUUGAGAAAGAAAGAAUUAAGUCUUCGACUACAGUACAAGAACCUGUUAGGCCAACCAGAACAACACUUAGGAUCUUGCAAACACCUGAAGGAAAACAGCAGAUGUUCCUGCAAACUGCAGAGACUCCGUAUGGUGUGCCAGUUCAGCUUAAAAGUGGAGCUGGGUUCAAGCUCAUUACUAAGUCGUGUUCUCCCAAAAUUAAUGUGUCUUACGUGAAACCUGGCAUUGAAACGAACAGCAAGACUACAGGACUGGCUCUCACUUUAAACGGAGGCAGAAUUGGAACAUCUGCGCAAAGUUCAAAUGAGGAAUCUAAAGGACAAGCAACUGUUCAAAUGGCAACAAGCAGCAGUGGAAAUCGCUAUUUUGUCAACGCAGCUGCUCUUAAAGGUUCUCUUCUCUUAUCAAGUGCUGUGAAGUCCUCAUCUGGAGAACAGGCAACCGAUAUGCCACAAACUUGUUAUUUAGUUCAGAGGCCAGUCUCUGUUACCCCAGUUAGCAGUGAGUCCACUGGUGCAAGUUCCAAGCCUGUGCUUGCAACUCGUCCUGUAUUGGCAAUGCCUGUGAGUACAGCUGAUAAAACUGGUCCCUUGCAGACUGGGAGACAAGCUUACUUGGUUAGAUACAUUUCUCCAGCUAAGUCAGGUAUACUUUUGAAUAAUUCCGAUGGAAAAGCUUUAAACCAGGGCAACCAAGUAAAUGAUGUUGGCAAAAACAGGGUUUUCCUUAAAAUUCUUAGAGGUCCUAAUGGCACCAGAUUUCUCUCUAGUGCUCCAUACACCACCACCUCAGCCAAAAAACCUCUAUACCUUGCUACAAGUUCUUUACAGUCCCCUUACUUCUUAAUGUCCUCAAGUAAAUCUUUGAGCAAUGGGUCGGCAGGCCUGAAAACAUCUAUCAGUUCCCAGGGUUCCCAUAAACUGAUUCCAGCACAGCUUAUUCUACCCCAGUCAAAUGUUCAAAUCAAAAACAGGGGUGAUCCUGAUGUAGCAUUACAGAAGUCACCACUUGUUCCUUGUCUCACCUGUCCACCAAGCCAAAGGAAGAGGCGGCAAAAGGCUUUGUUUGGGGAAAUACAGGAGAGCUCUUCUAAAACUAGGAGAAUCUCAAGCAAUACAUCAAUUGAGAAAGAUGCUACUUCAAUUUGGGAGCCUGUUGCAAAGGAUGCAGAGAGAAAGCUGAGACUCUGUCCCUUUAGUCCACUUCAAGAAAUCAAAUGUCCCCGUCGAAACCAGCCUGUGGUCGUGUUGAACCACCCUGAUGCCGACAUUCCUGAAGUUGCUAGCAUCAUGAGAUCAGUGAACAAGUACAAAGGUGAAGUUUUCAAAGUGGUGCUGUCACAGAGUACAGUUAAAGCCCUCUCUGAGCUGAGCCUCACUGAUCCUUCAAACACACUUUCAAAGCAGAAGGCUUCCAAAAGCAGUGGCUGUGCAACAUCCAGGCCGGUAGGAGUCACUGUUCAAGAGAGAUUUAUAUUAAAACUCAAGUUAAAAAAGAUGAGUAGAAAUAAGUAUGAGGUGGUGAGGUCCUCAUCUACUGGUUUUGAGCAGCAGUCAAGGUUUUGUUGCUGGUUUUGUGGGCGACUUUUCAACAACCAAGAGGAUUGGAUUGGCCAUGGUCAACGGCAUCUUAUGGAGGCAACAAAAGAUUGGAACAAGCUGUUUUAAUGUAACACAAACCCCUGGAUUGGGCCAAAUGCCAUCCGUCAUUGUAGAAAACUGAUUUUUUUACAUUUAAUUCCGUUUUUAAUAGUACAGUAAGACACAAAAUAUAGACGUAAACCUGUCUAUAUUAUUUUUCCAUAGAUUUUUCUCAGAAGUUUUAAAGAGUAUUGUGUAAUAGAAAAGAGUUUGAUACCAGUUUGUAUGUAAAUAGUUUUAACCCUUGCAUAUUUAAAUCGAGUUGUAUAGAACGGAACUGUGAAAACUGGACACACUGUAUGUUUAUGGUGCACACAGUAAAUCACUGGUAUGAAAAGAAGGUGCUGUCUCUUAUAGACCACUUUUAAUGCAGAUGAUUGAACAGAUUUCUCAGGUAAUUCCAUAAUCUUAUAAUUAAUGGUCCAGCUUAUAAAAAAGUAAUUAUCCUCAGUCUGAAGCUGUGUUUGAUUUGUCUUUCUAAAUAUUAUGUACCAUUUAAGUACAGUUUAAGUUGGCUACAUGUCAUGCCUAAAUUGUAAGAGUUCAUGGAACCUAUUGAAAACUUGUUUUAUUUUCCAAUUAUUGUCCCUUUAUUUUUUUAAAUGUUCAAAAUAAUUGGAGAAAUAAGUGUGUUGGUAUACCUGCGAGUUUAAAUUGUUAUUUUAGGAAUUGUGGCAGAAAUAACAAAUUCACCUAAAAACAAACCAUCUGGUUCCUGUGGAAGCCAUCCUUUUAGAAUGAUUAUGUCCUUUGAGGGGGUUUUCCAUUAUUAUGCUCUAUUUUGUGUAUUAGUUCUCAUACUGUUUGUUUGGGUCACAUUAAUUUUCUCUGGUGCUAUGCAUCUCCCUUCAUUAUUUCAAAUUAGACCUGGUGUAAUUUCAGUAGCAAUAAUGGACUUCAUAAUUGUUUGAAACCUUUCCCUAUUAACCUUAUCUGUUGGUUAUCGCUUCUGUGCUCUUUGUUUUUCUUCUGUUCUUUUCUUCUUUUGAAUUGAAGAAAUGUACCUGUAAAUGUAUAAUUAUGCUUUACCUAAAGAAAAAAGAUAAGACCGCAUGUUUAGAGAUGCAACCCAACAAACCUCAUAUAGCCAAUCAAACACUAACUGUUUGUUCAUUUUCCAUUGGACAUUAGUGCCUCAUUCUGCCUCAAAGUUUUAACCAGAGGGUCUGUUUCUUUUCACCGUUAAGUCCAGAUUUGUAAGAUUCUUGUGUGCUUAGCAGACGUGCAAAUACUUCCCCUAAACAAUUGGUGGCCCAAUAUCAAUUCUCUUCUCUAUGGUUGUUUACAAUUAGAUUUGACAAUAAGAAUACAAAUAAACAAUUGGUUAAAAAGCAUUAAAACAGAGUUUAAGCAUUCAGUAUGUAUAAUUUGCAUUAAAAGCCUGCUUUACUGGUAAUUGGAUACAACCAUUGUUUUUUAAAAAGGUCAACUGUGUUAACGCUGUCGUGAACCUAUAAAGUGUGCUCGGUGGUCCUUUAAAAUUGAUCUGUCAAUCUGCAAAUUUUAGAUGUUCUUUUUUAUACAAUUUGUUUCUUAUUAACCCUGACAAACACCUCAUAAGUGAUUUGGUCUGCCACACUGAAAUCUCACAGAGAAAUUUGUAAUUAUGACAGAUGUAUUCAUUUGGCUGUGUCCAUAUUGGUCUUUGUCCAUGGUGCUUUACAGUGUAAGAAGCUUUGAUGGCAGAGAGGUAGUAAUCCAUCCUUGAUUUAUAUAGCGUUCCAUGUUUUAAAUCUGUUUUUCCUAACAAAUAGGUAACAAACAAAUGUUGUUGGCAUAGAAAGUUUUCUCUCUAAAAAAAAUAAAAAUUACUGUACAUUGUUUUUCACCCUCUAUAUGACAUGACAAUCACUGUUAUACAUGUGAAAUAGUCAAAGUUUUAUGCAAACCAUAACAGUUGACUAAUAUUCAGCUCGAAUGUCUCUGCUUGAAAAAAAUGAUGUCAUGCCAUGAGUGAGCAAACAUA
Xyrauchen texanus (razorback sucker) is the source of this 6731-nucleotide messenger RNA. Its product is annotated as zinc finger protein 518A-like. The coding region runs from base 254 to 4792 and encodes 1512 amino acids. Gene Ontology annotation, cellular component: nucleus. The transcript has 2 exons. The record is from RefSeq and is a predicted model, not a curated record. Gene Ontology annotation, molecular function: DNA-binding transcription factor activity, RNA polymerase II-specific; RNA polymerase II transcription regulatory region sequence-specific DNA binding. NCBI's taxonomy places the organism in Eukaryota, Metazoa, Chordata, Actinopteri, Cypriniformes, Catostomidae. Gene Ontology annotation, biological process: regulation of transcription by RNA polymerase II.